Lagopus muta (rock ptarmigan) is the source of this 1397-nucleotide messenger RNA. RefSeq names its product keratin 23 (gene KRT23). Gene Ontology annotation, molecular function: structural molecule activity. The record is from RefSeq and is a predicted model, not a curated record. NCBI's taxonomy places the organism in Eukaryota, Metazoa, Chordata, Aves, Galliformes, Phasianidae. Bases 99 to 1388 code for a protein of 429 amino acids. The transcript is spliced from 8 exons.
GGAACUCCCACAGGAGAAGGCAUAAAGCCGCUCGGGGAAGGCUAAGGAGCUGCUCAGUGCGAGUCAAACAUUGGGUGAGAUCCGUAACGGAGCCGAACAUGAGUAGCAGCCAAGGCCCUUUCCAGUUUUAUUCUGGGUCCCUCAGGGGUAGUGCGGGGUGUGGUUUGGCCCAGCAAGGAACUUCUCACCGACCUCCAAGUGCAGACGGUGCCGGCGGCACACACACCUCUUUCUCCCCCCUCUGUCUGGCCGCCGGAGGGGGGGCGUCCUGGGGAUGCUUCGGCGAGCGCCACUGGGAAAGCAUCUUCCUGGGUGGGAAUGAGAAACAGACCAUGCAAAACCUGAAUGACCGUUUGGCUGCCUACCUGGACAAGGUCCGCUCCUUAGAAGCAGCCAACGCUCAGCUCGAAAGCUGCAUCCUAGAGUGGCACAGGACAAAAUCCCAUGGAAAGAGGCAUGACUUCAACCAGUACGAGCAAAACGUCACUGACAUGCAAAGACAGAUUGAGGAUGGGAAGAUCACCAACGCCAGCAUCCUCCUGCAGAUCGACAACGCUAACAUGGCGUCCGAAGACUUCAGGCUCAAGUAUGAAGCAGAGAAGACUCGGAGGCAGGGAGUGCAGUGCGAUGUUGAGAACCUGCGUAAGGAACUCGAUGGCCUGACCAUUAUUACAACAGAUCUGGAAAUGGAAAUUGAAGGCUUGAGAGAAGAACACAUCCUCAGGAGGAAAGACCAUGAGGAGGACAUGGAAGCAAAUCGCUCAUCGCAGGACUUCAAAGUCAAUGUGAAAGUGAACGCGCCGCCUCCUGAAGACCUGGCCAAGAUUCUGGCAGAAAUAAGGGAAGAUUAUGAAGCCAUAAUAGAAAAGAAUCGUCAAAGCCUUGACAGCUGGUACAGAGAACUGAGCACAACUGUGUCCCUGGCAGCAGCCCCCAAUCCUGAGCAGAUCCAGAGCAGCGAGAACGAGAUCAAGGACCUCACGCGGACCUUACAGUCCCUGGACAUCGAGCUGCAGGCGCAGCUGAGUAAGAAACACAUGCUGGAAGACACCCUGGCUGACACUCGCAAUCACUACGCCGUCGCACUUCAAAACAUGCAGCAGAUCAUCUCCAAAUGUGAGGAAGAGCUCAGCCAGCUUCGCCAUGACAUCAGGCAGCAGCACAACCAGUACAGGGUUCUGCUUGGGAUUAAAACACGCCUGGAGAAGGAAAUCUCCACUUACCGCCUGCUGCUGGAGGGGAACGUGGACAGGAUAACAAGAACAUGUGAAUCAAAAGCUGAAGAAUAUGCUGAACUGACCAAUGGAGAGAUCAAAGCGAUUGUGCACAACGGCGUGAAUGGGCAGCUGAUGUCCUCCACCACCAACCAGAUCCACCAGCAAGAGUGAAGGAAAACG